CGAUGCACCGCGUCCCGUCACUGGUCUCCAACAGUCGUCACUCCAGCGUUUAUACAGGCCAAUCGCCUCGUACGCGCGAGCAGCGGUGCACCGCUUUGGCGGAGUCCUUACCGAGGACGUGCAUCGCUGAAUAAACAGAACGAAACUGGCGGCUUGAAAAUGGAAACGUAAACAAUAUCGGCAGGGGGAAACAGUGUGGUGUUCUUAGGCACGCCACCGUAGAAGAAUUAUAGCCACACUGUGUAUAAGAGAGGCUAUCUGCCCCCAUGUCUUCCCCUGCCAACCGCAGAUCUUCAGGAUCACGCAGAUUCAACCCCCUGAAGGCACUGCAGCCGAAACGCCGCUUGCAGCAAAUGUCGCCAUCCCCCUCCCCUCCAGCUUUUGACUAUUGCAGGUUCAUAGAGCUAGACUACAUUCCCAUGGAGACAGGCUUUAUGGUUUCAAUGCGCCAAAGUCGUGGAUUUCUCACCCCACAAACGCCGGAGCGUCACAAGCGACGCACACCUGCCCCAGCCAGCUCCAGGGAUCCCUAUGGCAACUCCUCUAUCAGCAGCAGCACCUCAGGGUCCUGCAAGGGCAGUGAUGGAAGUCCUACACCCAGGCGUCACAUGAAGUACUCCUCCUCCUGCACUGAUAACCAUGGGAUCCGGCCCCCGCCCCCCGAGCAGUACCUUACUCCCCUGCAGCAGAAGGAGGUGUGCAUCCGUCACCUGAGAGCCCGACUGAAGGAGACCAUCGACAGGCUGCAGAACAGGGACUCUGAGAUCGACGAGCUCAGGACGCAGCUCUCCCGCAUGCAGGAGGACUGGAUCGAGGAGGAGUGCCACCGCGUGGAGGCACAGCUGGCCCUGAAGGAGGCGCGGAAGGAGAUCCAGCAGCUGAAGCAGGUGAUCGACGUGGUGCGGGCGAACCUGAGCGACACGGACACGGGCGCUGUGCAGCAGUACUUCCAGGACAUCAACGUGCAGAACCUGAAGCUGGAGUCGCUGCUGUGCAGCAUGGAGCUGGCGCAGAACGGCGCGGCCAAGGACGAGGAGGCGGCGGGGGCCGGGGCCCGCACGGGGCCGGGGGCCGGCCUGUCGCGGUCCUGCGAGGGCUCCCCGGCCCACUCGGUCACCCGCAGCUCCACCUACACCAAGCUGAGCGAGCAGCUGGCCGACAGCAACGGCAACGCGCCCGACUUCCCCAGCCUGUCCGGAGAGGAGACCCAGGACAGCGGCUGCGUCUGUGGGGACAGCCGGGCCGACCUGCUGCUGGAGGCCGCCUUCCUGUCGGAGGAGACGGCCUCCCUGCUCAGCACCUACUCCCGCAUGCCGCACUCCUCCACCUACGAGAAGCUGUACACCGUGGAGAAGGUGCUGCCCCGGAGGUGCAGCAGCAGCAGCAGCAGCAGCAGCCACCCCUGCCUCUCCCACCACCACCUCUUCCUCCACCACCUCAGGGAGCAAGCCAUCCAGACGGACUGCGGCCCCGCCUACAACCCCGACCUGGACCCAAUCAACGAGAAGGCGUUCAAGUCCCAGGCCUGCAGCCCGACUUCCACCUGGAUCUCCGAGGAGGGGGAGGACUUUGACACCAUCACCAUGGCGAGCAUCGCCGCGGCCGAACCUGCGCCUCCCCCGCUGCCCUCCUCCCAGUCCUGCGCCUGCAUAGAGCUGCCCUCCCUGGAGGACGAGGAGGCGGCGCCCCAGACCUGCCAGCCCCGGAGCGGCACGCCGCUGGCCGAGCAGGGCGGGGUGACGGUGGUGGAGGUAGAGGAGGAUGAUGAGGAGGAGCUGGAGGAGGAGAAAGGAGAAGGGGCGACGGGCGUGGCAGAGGAGGACGAGGACGAGGCCGCCGCGUCCACCUCGGAGCCCCCCCAGAGGAGCUACUGGAGCCGCCACUUCCUGGUGGACCUGCUGGCCGUGGCCAUGCCCGUGGUUCCUGCCAUGGCCUGGCUGUGCCGCGCGCCUCGCAGAGAAGGCCAGCCCGUCUACAACAUCGGCUCUCUGCUGCGCGGCUGCUGCACCGUCGCCCUGCACUCCCUGCGCCGGGGCGGCAGCAACUGGCACUACCCCGCCGGGACCGGAGGAGACCGGGGCGCUCCGAUCUGAGCCUGCUCCCGACCCCAACGUCCCCACCGCCCACCGCUCUUUUCACCCCCAAACCAUUCCACUUCUCUACUUGAAAGAAGGAAGGGUACCAAAUGAAUGUCUGUGGAUCGGGUACCUACGCUCUCUACAUAAGUAAGCCCUUCCUGACUCUGGACUCUGUUGACCUUUGACCCAUCUCUCAAAUGUCCUGGACUGCACCCACCUGCCAGCCUCUCUUCCCCUCCUUCAGGUCUGCAUGGAGACCAGGAAUUGGGAGACUCAGAUUAAAACAUCCUACUAAUGUACAGCGAUACAGGUCUGUCUUUCUAGUUGUUGGUCUGUGUCUGUUCACUUGUGUUUCAUGUUCAGCCAAUCCCUGUGAGUGUGUGGGUGUGUGUAUGUAACUUCAGGCUGAGAAUUAUGUAGCCAAAGCAACCAGAUGAUGAUCCUUUUGUUGCUGUGAUGAUGAUAUAGAGUGUCUGACUGCACUUUUUUGAGUCUCGGGGUCACUGAGGACACGGAACACUGUCACUGACUCCAUCUUGAUCGGUGGUUUUUCACCUUCACGAUCAUACUCCUAGUCAGCAAUCCACUUGUGUGCCAGACCAAAUCCAAAAUGUCAAGUAUACGCACCGGGGAAGCAUUUUGAGCAGGAAAACACACGCACCCAUGUUGGUGUGUAUUGUUAGUGACUGAAUGUCAGCCUUUAUUUUUUUCUUCCUAUUGAUCAGGAAGGAAGGAGCAUGAGGAGAAAAGGAGCAGUUAUAAAUUAGUAAUAUUUUAGUGAACUAUAAGGCUGUCAAGCAGCAAAUGUCCCGUGUUUGCUUUUUAUUGUCACACUUUGUGCGAACAUGAAUGUAGAUGUAAUGCUAAAUGAUUUUGAGAGUUGACGUUCAGUCCUUUCACCGUGAAUUAAUUCUAUUUCUGUUUCCUUGUUCAAAUAUUUAUGAAGCCUUCUGGGUUGAAGCCAUGCUGGGCUGAUAUCACUCCAAAAAUUGAUUUCUGACAUAAAUGAAAAGGUAAAAGAAAAAAGCAGGCAUAAUCAAAUGUCACUUUUCAAAACCUUAUCAAAGAUGUUUUAUUUAUUUAAUUGUUUGGUUUGAUUCCUUGAUUGCACUAUAAUUCACUUUAUAAGGCUAGCUAUUACUUGAAGUUUAAAUUGCUUUAGAUAUCUCAAUAUAUGUCUCCACCAACUGUGGACUGGGUAUGUUUAUGUGUAAUGUAAUAAUAGGAAUUAUGUACAUUAAUAAAUAUACUAUAAAGCAGUAGUAAAAAUAAUAGUAACACUGGUAGAUAAAUUAAUCUUGUAAUUGUAAUUGCACUGGAUAUUCAGUCUGAGCUAUACUGUAUGUCUGUAAAUCGAUCUGGUAGCUCUUACACUUAUUUUUCUCCUUUGGGAACUUUGUAAGAGUUGCCUUUUUGUUGCCGUUUCAUGUCACCUAUUUUCUGUUGACAAUCAUCUUACGCCUGAACUAUGGGUCAACUCAACAGUGUGGUUGCCCCAAUUCUGUGUUUGUCAGAGAUAUGCUCUUAUCGCUAAUAGCUACUAGCACUUACUAAAGAUGUAAUAAAUCAGGCAUAACUCAAUAAUUCAAUUGAUUUCACAGCUCUAAUAGCUCUGGUCUCAUUCAUCUCGUGAUAUAUGGUUAUUUUCAUUUAUAUUCAUAUUCUUAUAUCCCAUGUGAUAUUUUUGUUGAAUAUUUAUCUUCAAAUUGAUGAAAGCCUAAAGUCUACUCAUGAUUGAUAUAUGAAGUUUAUGACAUUUUUGAAAAGCCAUAUUGUAAUACAGGGGGCAAAGACCAUAGAGGUGUUUCAUCCAUAUCAUAGAGAAUGCAAGAACGGUAUGGAUGGGCAUCAAUGUGGACUGUAAACCCGUGAGUGCAGUCUCAUAGCUCCAUAAAUCCUGCAGCUACAUCACGGCCCAACUGGAGGCACUGUGUGCCGGGGACUACCGUAGAUUGAAUCUGCAGUGUGUGACUGGGACUACCGUAGAUUGAAUCUGCAGUGUGUGACUGGGACUACCGUAGAUUGAAUCUGCAGUGUGUGACUGGGAUUAGACUGGACAGCAAAAGUCCUGUUAAAAGAACACUGAUUGCCUUCUGCAAGGAGAGCAAUGGUACUGGCAUUAAGGGAAAUCAUUGCCAUCAAGAUUGCUAUUUUUCUUUGUUGACCUACAGUAGUAGCAUAUUUGUGUGUUCUGUUUCGUUAGAAAAAUCUGAAAACAGCCAAAGUUAUUGCAGUUUUAUGAAUGACCACAGAUUUGAUUUGAUGAGAUGUGUGAUUCUAGUCAUGGUGGUGUAAGUCAAAGUGAGCACUCAGUACCUUCUAGAUUAUGACUGAAUGAUAAAUACCACAAAUGCUGUAACCGAUGAAUUAUUGAAUUCCCAUAUGCCCAUGAGCUCCUUCAUGUCUUGGCCAUUAAUAAUCAUUAGUGGUGGAAGUAAUAAUUGCCAUUAAUGUGAAAAGAGUAAUUGGAGAAUUCACAGAAACUAAUAAAGACCAUAUGAACACA
Molecule: messenger RNA, 4584 nt
Organism: Conger conger (European conger)
Lineage: Eukaryota; Metazoa; Chordata; Actinopteri; Anguilliformes; Congridae
Gene: snphb
Product: syntaphilin b
Exons: 7
Coding region: 267-2093 (608 amino acids)
Biological process (GO): neuron differentiation
Cellular component (GO): mitochondrion; cytoplasmic microtubule
Source: RefSeq, a predicted model, not a curated record